Molecule: messenger RNA, 1849 nt
Organism: Quercus robur (English oak)
Lineage: Eukaryota; Viridiplantae; Streptophyta; Magnoliopsida; Fagales; Fagaceae
Product: alpha-galactosidase mel1-like
Exons: 10
Coding region: 171-1373 (400 amino acids)
Biological process (GO): carbohydrate metabolic process
Molecular function (GO): hydrolase activity, hydrolyzing O-glycosyl compounds
Source: RefSeq, a predicted model, not a curated record
AUGAUUGUUAGUUGUAAAACUAUUCAUCCCUCCUACUAUUAUUAUCAUCAAAUGUGUGACAUUAAAGAUUAACUCCAUUUGCAAGGUAUUCAAAACAUGCAGAAGUAGUAGUAUUUAAAUAACACACUACUCUCCUCUGCUUGGCAGCUGAAAACUGGAAACCAUCCAUCAUGAUGAAGAUGAAGAUCAUUGUUAACGUCUUCGCCUCUCUCUCUUUUCUAUUCAUUCUUCUAAAUCCAACAAGGGUAUCGUCCAAAAAUCAAUCUGAUGUGAAAUUAGAACAUGCGAGCUUUCCACCUAGAGGUUGGAACUCCUAUGAUUCCUUUAGUUGGACCAUUUCUGAAGAAGAGUUCUUGCAAAAUGCUCAAAUCAUAUCUGAGCGUCUACUCUCUAGUGGAUAUGAGUAUGUUGUGGUGGAUUAUCUAUGGUAUCGGAGAAAGGUGGAAGGUGCUAACCCUGACUCUCUAGGAUUUGAUGUAAUUGACGAAUGGGGGAGGAUGGUCCCUGACCCAGAUAGGUGGCCUUCCUCUAGAGAUGGAAAAGGGUUCACUGAAGUAGCCAAGAAAGUGCAUGACAUGGGUUUGAAGUUUGGGAUUCAUGUUAUGAGAGGAAUAAGUACACAAGCAGUGAACGCAAACACCCUCAUAUUGGACACAAAAACGGGAGAGGCUUUUGAAGAGGGUCGCAAAAAGUGGACUGCACAAGAUAUAGGGAUUAAGGAAAGGCCUUGUUCAUGGAUGCCACAUGGUUUCAUGAGUGUAAAUACCACGUCGAGAGCAGGAGCUGCCUUCUUGAGGUCACUCUAUACACAGUAUGCUGAGUGGGGUGUUGAUUUGGUGAAACUUGAUUGUGUAUUUGGUGCUGACUUGGAUAUGGAUGAAAUAGGCACUGUGUCAGAGAUUUUGAAGCAACUUGACCAACCCAUAUUGUAUUCGCUGUCUCCUGGAACUGGUGUGACCCCAAAACUGGCAAAGGCUGUGAGUGGAUUUGCAAACCUGUAUCGAAUAACUGCGGAUGAUUGGGAUUCAUGGGGAGAUGUUGCAUCUCAUUUCGAUGUUUCAAGGGACUUAGCUGCAGCUAAUUUGAUAGGAGCUGAUGGCUUGCUGGGCAAGUCAUGGCCUGACUUGGAUAUGCUACCACUAGGAUGGCUUACCGAUCCAGCUGCAAAUGAAGGUCCACACAGAGCAUCUAACCUUACUGCAGAUGAGCAAAGAACUCAGAUUACAUUGUGGUCUAUGGCUAAGUCUCCUCUCAUGUUUGGAGGAGAUGUGAGAAACCUUGACAACGCCACAUACGACCUCAUAACAAAUGCUGUUUUGUUGGAGAUAAAUUCCUUUAGCUCAGGCAACAUGGAGGCAUGUGUACCCAUCUAAUCUUUUGUAGUCUUAGGAAAAAUAAGCUUUGUCUAAAUAGCAACGUAACAUAUAAUUUAAUUUUUUGUACAGUUUCCUUAUAUUACUAAUGGAACUCGUUCUUGGAUUGCAACUGGAAGAAAUGGAGAAAUAUAUCUUGCAUUUUUCAAUGUAAACACUGUUCAGACAGUAAUAACUGCAAUGACAUCCGACCUGGCUAAGGUACUUCCUGGUAAAAACUUGAAUUCCUGUAAGUGCCAUGAACUAUGGAGUGGAAAAGACUUUGGGGUAUUAAAUCAGUCUCUAUCAACGGCGGUAGAAGGCCAUGGAUGUGCACUAUUUAUCCUGAACUGUAGUUAGCAUUGUGGAUAAAUAAAACAAAUUCAGAUGUAAGAAGGCAAUGAUAAUUCUUUGUGAGAAAUUUUGUUGGACUCUGUUUCUGAUAUCAUUAUGUAUGUUGCCAUUUAAUCUUGGGAAUCCCUCGCUUCUAUGUUUCA